Molecule: messenger RNA, 924 nt
Organism: Sparassis crispa
Lineage: Eukaryota; Fungi; Basidiomycota; Agaricomycetes; Polyporales; Sparassidaceae
Exons: 7
Coding region: 1-924 (307 amino acids)
Source: RefSeq, a predicted model, not a curated record
AUGGAUCAGUUGUUCCCACCUAAACCAAAGUGGACUUUUGCAGACAUUCCUGAUCUGUCUGGUAAAGUCAUCAUAGUCACCGGAGGCAAUGCUGGCAUAGGCAAGGAGACCGUGAAGCAACUCCUCCUGCAUAAUGCCAAAGUCUACCUUGCUGCUCGGAACCCACAGAAGGCACACGAUGUUAUUGAGGACCUUCGCGAACAGACCAAGAAAAAGGCGGUCUAUCUCGAGCUCGACCUCGCCGAUUUGAAGUCCAUCAAGGCUGCCGCAGAGGAGUUCACAAGUAAGGAGGCCGAGCUUCACGUGCUAUUCAACAAUGCUGGAGCCAUGAACGUCCCCAACGACCAACUGACGGCAGACGGUUACGACGGUACUUUCGGCACCAACGUCCUCGGUCCCUUCUAUUUCACUCAGCUCCUGCUGCCCAUCCUUUCUUUGACGGCCAAGUCCUCUCCCCCAGGGACGGUCAGAGUAGUGAACUCUACCUCUGUCGGUCAUGUGUUUGUCAGGACGGUAGACCUCGAUACGCUGAAGGACACAGCGGCCAGACGACGCAUGUCUACUCAAACUUCCUAUUAUCAGAGCAAAUUCGCGAACAUAGUCUAUACCAACGAGUUUCAUCGGCGCUAUGCUGACCGAGGCAUCGUCUGCAUGUCCGUGCAUCCAGGCAUGAUUGGCACGGACAUAUGGAAAGGAAGCGCUGCGUGGCUGAACCUUUCUGUUAACGUGCUCUUCCUCCAUCCCGUAUGGAAGGGGGCAAUCACUCAGCUAUGGGGUGCGACCAUGCCGGAAGGCGCAACGUUUGGUGGGAAGUACUUGAUACCUUGGGCCCGGGUCGGUGCAGCUAAGAGAGAGACGAACGAUCAGGAAUUAGGCCGGAAGCUCUGGGAGUUGUUAGAGGAGCAGAUAUCUCUGCAAGCGUAG